This is a messenger RNA of Zychaea mexicana, 1866 nucleotides long. RefSeq lists its product as uncharacterized. Bases 1 to 1866 code for a protein of 621 amino acids. Lineage: Eukaryota; Fungi; Mucoromycota; Mucoromycetes; Mucorales; Lichtheimiaceae. Gene Ontology annotation, biological process: SCF-dependent proteasomal ubiquitin-dependent protein catabolic process. Gene Ontology annotation, cellular component: SCF ubiquitin ligase complex. Gene Ontology annotation, molecular function: protein binding. The record is from RefSeq and is a predicted model, not a curated record. The transcript has 2 exons.
AUGAAUAAACGGAAGCAGCUUGAACCACCAGAAGAUAUACGUGAAGCAAAGCGACCGGCAUACUCCAACGCUCUACAUGAUCAGCAGACUAUGAGGGCACCUUCGCCUAGUACCAGUUCUUCUGGGAAUGGGCACGACAAUUCAGACAAUGUCGCGAUCGGCUCGCGGGACAACACGACCGAGCCACCAGUUCAAAACGACCAUAGUCAAAAUAAACACGACUUUAUCAAUUGCUUGCCGGCCGACGUGGUGAGCGACAUUUUAUCACGAUUGUCAUUUAAAGAGCGGCACAGAUGUAUGGCCAUUUGCAAGGCCUGGAGUGCUUAUCUUUCAUCUUGGCAAGGCAUGUGGCGAGAAAUUGACAUUUGCCUUGAGGAGGGCGCGUCGGAUGGUUGGCUACAGUGGAUCCCACAGUUUGAAACAGGUCACAAGAUCAGACAGCUACGUUUCUUUGGCAACUCAGUGCAGAUGAAAAAGGCAUUUGAUGCAUUAGAGCAAAGGGGACACAACCGCAUCCAGUCAUUAGUGAUCGGUUCAUUUUAUGCGUGGGAUACGGUGGAUAUUUCGCCGGCAGAACAACAAAGCUCGUUUUCCGGAUUAAUGGAUCUGACAGGACCGAGUCUUGUCAACCUCGAGUUUCGGAAUGCAUAUUUUCCAGCCGACGUUAUCAUGGACCGACUCUUUCCUGUGUGCAAGCGGCUAAAACGGCUUAUCUGCGAAAUGGAGUAUGAUAGUGGAUCCCCGCCUCCGGAUUGGUCGCCACCAGACAAUGCAACACUUCCUUGUCUGACCGAACUGCUCUGGUCAACGGAAAUGGUUCUGCCCUUGGAUAAGUUCUUGCCUCGCUGUCCAAACUUGCGAUCGUUGACAAUCGAAUCCUCGGAAUUCGGCGACACGCCCAUUCUGCGGCGAUUGGACGAGCUAUGUCCGACGUUGCAACACUUCUCUUGCACUGACACAGAAACCAUUGGCAGCCUCGACCAGAUAAAGCCAUCGUUUGCUGCGUCACUGAGCAGCAACAGCAGUACCAGGAAAUAUGGUAAAGGCAACGAUGGGCUACGCUCUAUAUACAUUGAUCAAGUGGAAGCGUUGAAAGACGACGACAUCAUACCCCUCAUCCAGCGCCAUCAUGACACUCUCGAAUACUUAUCCAUCCAUUCCGACGCACAGUUGAACCGAUAUUGGUCGACCAUUGCAGAACUCGGCACACGACGAUUAACCACACUGGAUCUUAGUCAUCGUGGUCCAGCCGACCAUCUAAGCAACAUGCUUCUUAGUUGUCCGUUGCUCGAAGAUGUGACGUUACACUACCCAGUUACUACCCAGAUCAUGGACGCACUUGGCCAACUCAAGCAACUAAAACGAUUGAAAAUACACGAAGGAUCGUCUGAUGCAAUAGAGGGUGCUCUACAAUUCGCUCAGUCAUGCUCUUCAAAUGGUGCACUAGAAGCUGUCAACUUUGCUCACUCAAGGUUUGUAACGGAUCAUGUUCUCACGCUACUGGGAAGCAUUCGAACACUGCGGACGGUGAUCGUGGGCGACUGUCCGAUGCUGACGACGCUGGGCAUUACACAAUUUAUUGAAAAGGCGGACCACAUUGAAAGAUUGGGACUCUAUGGUUUGCAUGCAGUGACAGACCAAGUGAUGGAAGCAAUAGGUAAUAAUAUGGAACGCAUCCAGCAACUGGACAUAAGCAGGUGCAGUUCUGUAACGGAUCGAGGGGUGGAGCAGCUAAUCUCUACUCGAAAAGCCACCGGUUUGAAAAAAUUAGCUGUACAAGGUUGUACUGGUAUUGGGGAACACACCAUCUAUAUGAUCGAGAAGGAGUUGGGCCUCACCACACCUAUAUUUGGCAUGCUAUAUUAA